CAACAUGUUGCAAGUGAGAAACAAAUCCUAACUUGAGUUCCAAGCAAGAGUGACAGAAGUUCCAACCUUGAAGCACGACCAUGGCUUACAAUGACUACGGCAAUUACAGACCAGGUUACUCCACCGGUGGGGUUGGAGCUUACACCGACCAAUGGGGAAAUCCAAGGUAUGCUUCUGAUGACGAGGAGUGCCGUACAGUCAUUGUUGAUGCUGACGGUACUCGAAGAACAAUAAUUGGUUGUGUCCCCAUCCGUAAACCAGAAACUUAUAUUACCACAACCGAGACUAUCAUUGAAGAACGUGUUCACUCACCUUUAUUACCUUCAUACAGGCAAAGUUCUCACCCAGGUGUUGUUGAGCCAGUUAGAGGCUACGGCUAUGCUGCUGAUGACUCAUGGCAGCGCAGGUCUUCGAGCCCCGUCAGAGGUGGUUAUGGUUAUGCUGACCAACCCUCCAGGAUUGCACCAUCCAAUGGUGUGAAUUGGCGCCAACAGCCCCAUCAAACCGGACACUACAGUGGCACUUCAGCAGGCUAUAAUGACUAUAAUGACUACAGCAACAAGCCAAGUUACAAGCAUAGUGGAAAGACUGACCACUAUGAUGACCACUACAGCAACAAGCCAAGUUACAAGCAUAGUGGAAAGAGUGACAACUAUGAUGAUCAAUACCGCAAAAAUGAUAGUAGCAGCUAUGGCCGGCCUAAGCCAAGCCGUACUGUAUAUUCUACUGGUGCACUCCCCGUUCGCGGUGAUGGCAGGCUCACUGUUCCAACAGAUGACAUGGAGAGAGCCUUGCACUACUUGAAGGAAAGUGCAAAGCCUUCACCAUGGCCACGAACAUAAUGAAAUUGACUUCCAGGAAUGUCAUGUAUGUUAUUUUCAUGCUGCUGGUUUAGUAUAAUCUAGCGACUCUUAUCUGUGUGUUUAUCUGCUUCUGUAACCUGUGUUGAUGGCAUGUAUGCCUUGUGAUAUGAAAUUAUAAUAAAGCAUUGUAGCAAUUAUGCCUGCAAUAAAUAUAAUAUAUAUGCAUCGGUUCUAUUUUAUUA
Rosa chinensis is the source of this 1045-nucleotide messenger RNA. RefSeq lists its product as uncharacterized. Bases 81 to 842 code for a protein of 253 amino acids. The record is from RefSeq and is a predicted model, not a curated record. NCBI's taxonomy places the organism in Eukaryota, Viridiplantae, Streptophyta, Magnoliopsida, Rosales, Rosaceae. The transcript has 2 exons.